Messenger RNA from Rubroshorea leprosula, 2477 nucleotides. Lineage: Eukaryota; Viridiplantae; Streptophyta; Magnoliopsida; Malvales; Dipterocarpaceae. The record is from the annotation of a GenBank genome assembly.
CAAUUAUCCCCUUUCUCUCCAUGGCUACACUACAUGUGCUUCGUUUUGUGUGGCUUGCCUUCACCUUUAUCUCCUACCUUGUGCCCCUGGCAGAGUCCGACAAUUAUAUUGUCCACAUGGACAUAACAGCCAUGCCAAAAGCCUUCUCCGACCAACAUAAUUGGUACUUAGCCACCCUUAAUUCUUUAUCGGUUGAUUUUUCAGCCAGCUCCAAUUUGCCGACCGCCUCCUCUAAGCUUAUAUAUAGCUAUACUCAUGUUAUUCAGGGUUUUAGUGCAAGCCUUUCUCCGAAUGAGCUUGAGGCCUUGAAGAGCAUUCCGGGCUACGUUUCUUCCACUAGAGACUUACUUGCCAAUGUUGACACCACUCAUUCAUACCAAUUUCUUGGCCUGAAUUCAAACUCUGGUGCCUGGCCGGUGUCCAAUUACGGCCAAGACGUCAUAGUUGGGGUGGUUGAUACCGGUGUUUGGCCAGAGAGUGAAAGUUUUAAUGACGAAGGAAUAACGGAAAUCCCAUCCAGGUGGAAAGGCAAAUGUGAGAGUGGCACCCAAUUCAACUCCUCAUUGUGCAACAAGAAGCUCAUCGGAGCUCAGUUCUUCAACAAAGGCCUAGUUGCCCGCAAUCCCAAUAUCACCAUAAAAAUGAAUUCUGCACGGGACACCGAUGGGCAUGGGACGCACACUUCUUCAACGGCCGCGGGAAAUUACGUAUCUAAUGCAUCAUACUUUGGCUAUGCCCCCGGUACCGCAGGAGGAAUCGCCCCAAGGGCUCGAGUGGCCGUGUAUAAAGUUCUUUGGGACGAAGGUGGUUACGCGUCUGACAUAAUUGCGGGAAUCGAUCAAGCAAUUACUGACGGUGUUGAUGUAAUUUCCCUUUCAUUGGGAUUUGACGGAGUUGAAUUGUACGAAGAUCCGGUUGCAAUAGCAACAUUUGCUGCCCUGGAGAGGAACAUUUUCGUCUCUACUUCUGCCGGAAACGAGGGGCCGUCGGUCGGGACUUUGCACAAUGGCAUCCCUUGGGUUUUGACGGUCGCGGCCGGUACCAUGGAUCGUGAAUUAGGCGCUGUUUUAACUCUGGGUAAUGGAAAUUCAGUCAGGGGAACGUCUCUGUACCCCGGUGAUUCAUCUUUGACCCAAUCUCCAAUCGUUUUCACGGAUAAAUGUGACAAUCAGAUCGAAUUGAAGAAACUUGAAAAUAAGAUUGUCGUUUGCGAGGACAAGAAUAACUCAAUCAGUGACCAAUUCUUCAAUGUAUCGAGCGCGAAUGUCACCGGAGGUAUCUUUAUUUCAAAUAGCAGCGACGUGGAAUUCUUUUACCAGAGCUCAUUUCCGGCCAUCUUCAUGACUCCAAAAGAAGGUGAAAUCAUCAAAGACUACAUUAAGAGCAGCACCGAGCCAAAGGCCGCCAUGGAGUUCAAGAAGACAUUUCUGGGGACUACCCCCGCCCCCAGCGUGGCUAGCUACAGUUCUAGAGGACCAUCUUUUAGCUGCCCAUUUGUCCUGAAACCUGACAUUCUGGCUCCUGGAGUGUUAGUCUUGGCUUCUUGGUCUCAGAUUAGUUCGGUGGCCCAAUUGAAAUCACAGCUUCUGUAUGGCAAGUUCAAUAUAAUCUCCGGUACGUCCAUGGCAUGCCCCCAUGCAUCUGGGGCGGGGGCGCUGCUGAAGGGGGCACAUCCGGAAUGGAGUCCGGCAGCCAUCCGGUCAGCCUUGAUGACUACAUCGGAUUUAACGGACAACACCCUUAGUCCCAUCAAAGACAUUGGUCUCGAUUUCGCUACCGCCUCACCUCUGGCCAUGGGAACAGGACACAUUAAUCCAAAUAAGGCUGUAGACCCUGGACUGAUUUAUGAUGCUACCAUUGAGGACUAUGUCAAUCUCCUCUGUGCACUGAAUUUUACAGCGAAGCAAAUACAAACGAUCACAAAAUCAUCUACCAACAAUUGCUCUGCACCAUCGCUGGAUCUCAACUACCCUUCUUUCAUCGCCUUCUUCAAUGUCAAAGGCUCAAAAUCGAAUUCAAAAACAGUAAUAGAAUUUCAAAGAACAGUGACUAAUGUCGGGGACGAAAUGUCAACUUAUACGGCAACAGUGACGGUAAUGGAAGGAUUUCAGGUCAGUGUGACGCCGGAGAAGUUGGUUUUCAAAGAGAAGAACGAAAAGAAAUUUUACAAGCUGAGUAUAGAAGGUCCAAGUAUGAUGAAGGAUAUUUUUGUUUUUGGUUAUCUCAGUUGGGAAGAUAGCGGAGGUAAGUACGUGGUAAGGAGUCCCAUUGUUGCGACGAGGCUGCAACUUGAUUAAUAAGUGCCACUUCUAAUAGUAAUUUUCUUUGUAAUGAAUAAAAUUAACCUUACAUUAAAGACGAUAUGAAACAGAGCCUGAGAUUGGGCUUAGCCAUUCAUAUUGAUAGUUUCAGUAUUUCAUAUAUUUUAUAUAGUUUCAGUAUUUAUAUUUUAUAUAAAAUAUAUUUUAUAUUUUAUA